Molecule: messenger RNA, 1884 nt
Organism: Strongylocentrotus purpuratus (purple sea urchin)
Lineage: Eukaryota; Metazoa; Echinodermata; Echinoidea; Camarodonta; Strongylocentrotidae
Product: ankyrin-3-like
Exons: 2
Coding region: 1-1884 (627 amino acids)
Cellular component (GO): cytoplasm
Molecular function (GO): protein binding
Source: RefSeq, a predicted model, not a curated record
AUGGGUGAUAAUGAUGGUGAGACACCUCUUCACUGUGCAUCACGCGAUGGUCAUCUUGAGGUUGUUCGGUAUCUCGUUGGUCAAGGAGCACAGGUUGAUGGAGGCGAUAACGACGGCCAAAGACCUCUUCACCGUGCAGCACACAAUGGUCAUAUCGAUAUAGUUAGGUAUCUCGUUCUUAAAGGAGCACAGAUUGGUAGGGCUAUCAAAGUAAUUAUUGAACCUCAGUCCAGGAAAACACGCAAUACUACCGACGUUAUCGAAAGUCUAGCUCGUAACUUGUCGCAAGGACCAACAUUUGACCCGGGUACUUAUAAUACUAAACAUCAAGUGAUCAAUGGUUCUAAAGCUAUUACAGCUUUGUAUCUCAAUGAUCACGGAGAUUAUAAUUGUCAGACACCUAUUUACUAUGCAUCAUGCAAUGGUCAUCUCGAUGUUGUUCGGUUUCUCGCUGGUAAAGGAGCACUGAUUGAUUACCUACAUAGUGGUCAUCCGUCACCACUUCACUGUGCAUCACUCAAUGGUCAUCUUGAUGUAGUUCAGUUUCUCGUUGGUCAAGGACUACAAGUUGAUGAAUAUGAUGAUGCUCGUCGGACACCUCUUCUAUUGGCAUCACUCAAUGGUCAUCUCGACGUAGUUCAGUACCUUGUUGGUCGCAAUGCAGAGACGAUUAAUUUGCAAAGUGAGGAUGGUCAGACACCUCUUCACUGGGCAUCACUCAAUGGUCAUCUCGACCUAGUUCAGUACCUUGUUGGUCGCGGAGCACGAAUUGAUCGUCGAAGUUUGGAUGGUCAGACACCUCUUCACUGGGCAUCACGCAAUGGUCAUCUCGACGUAGUUCAGUACCUUGUUGGUCGCAGAGCACGAAUUGAUCGUCGAAGUUUGGAUGGUCAGACACCUCUUCACUGGGCAUCACGCAAUGGUCAUCUCGACGUAGUUCAGUACCUUGUUGGUCGCAGAGCACGAAUUGAUUGUCGAAGUUUGGAUGGUCAGACACCUCUUCACCGUGCAGCACACAAUGGUCAUAUCGAUAUAGUUAAGUAUCUCGUUCCUGAAGGAGCACAGAUUGGUAGGGCUAUCAAAGUUAAUGGAGGCGGUCAGACACCUCUUCACUGUGCAUCACGCAAUGGUCAUCUUGAUGUAGUUCAGUACCUCGUUGAUUGCGGAGCACGAAUUGAUUGGCUAUGUUUGGAUGGUCAGACACCUCUUCACUGUGCAUCACGCAAUGGUCACCGCGACGUAGUUCAGUUUCUCGUUGGUCAAGGAGCACUGAUUAAUAUCCUUGAUAUUAAAGGCCAGACACCUCUUCACUGGGCAGCAUACUAUGGUCAUCAUCGGGUAGUUUGGAGCCUCGUCAACAACGGAGCACUGAUUAGUAAGCGUGAUAAACAUCGUCGGACACCUCUUUACUAUGCAUCACACAAUGGUCAUCUUGGUGUAGUUGAUUAUCUCCUUGGAAACGGAGCCCAGUUCAAUAACAUUGAAACUUAUGGUGAAACACCUCUUCACUAUGAAUCACGUAAUGGUCAUCUUAAAGUAGUUGAGUAUCUCGUUGGUCGAGGAGCACAGGUUGAUAAGUGUGAUGAUGAUGGUGAGACACCUCUUCACUAUGCAUCACGCAAUGGUCAUCUUAAAGUAGUUGAGUAUCUCGUUGGUCGAGGAGCACAUGUUGAUAAGCGUGAUAAUGAUGGUGAGACACCUCUCCACUAUGCAUUACACAAUGGUCAUCUUAAAGUAGUUGAGUAUCUCGUUGGUCGAGGAGCACAGGUUGAUAAGCGUGAUAAUGAUGGUGAGACACCUCUUCACUAUACAUCACGCAAUGGUCAUCUUGUUGUAGUCCAGUACCUCGUCGGUGAAGGGGCACAGGUCUUGAUUGUUGAUUAG